This is a messenger RNA of Nilaparvata lugens (brown planthopper), 10924 nucleotides long. Its product is annotated as histone-lysine N-methyltransferase set-26. The record is from RefSeq and is a predicted model, not a curated record. The transcript is spliced from 27 exons. Bases 432 to 5771 code for a protein of 1779 amino acids. NCBI's taxonomy places the organism in Eukaryota, Metazoa, Arthropoda, Insecta, Hemiptera, Delphacidae. Gene Ontology annotation, molecular function: protein binding.
UAACUUUACUUACUAAAAUUGAGUUGAACACUAAAAUGUAAUUGACUAUUCUGGUUCGCCAAGUGUAAACGAAGAUUUUGGUGUAUAAACUGUCAAUUUUCAUUCAUGUUAUCACGUCGAAAUUGCUAUGUUUAUGUUGAACACAAUCAUCUUUUCGUCUGCAGACACUAACAGAAGGGUGUUGGAAAGAAGAGGCCUAGCCGCCGUAGAGCGAUAGUAGUAGCGGUGGAGGUGAUUCGGUGGUGAAGUGAAGUAGUGUUGAGUUAGGCAGUGCCUCUAGCAUAUCCACCACCACGUCGGUGCCAUCAGUGAUUAAGGUGGCGGCGGGGGGCGGAGGGGGUACCACCGCCUCCUCCCAACAUGCCGCCGCCUCUGCUGCCGCCGAUCAGACGGCGACGGCGAUCCGGCACUUGUUGCACCCGCACCACCGGAUGACAUCGGCGACCAUAAUAGCGGCGCCGCCCUCCCACCACCACCACCCCACCCUGUCCAUCCCCGCCGCUGCCCGGCCUCAGCAACCAGUCGCCCAUGCCAACGCAAAUGCCAAUGCAACAGCCCCCUCCACUGACAGCAUGAGUCUCAUUGUGCAGCUGGGCACGGCCAGUGUCGGUUACACACCGACAAUAACUGCAAAACCGAGCACAGUUGCGGCUGCGUCGUCGUCGUCGGUGGCUGCGGCCCGCAUCCAGGUGCCGCAGUCGGGUGCCGCAGGCGGGCCGCAGGUGGCCAAGCAUCGCAUGCCAAUGACCAUCAACCGACAGCCGCACCAUCAUCACCAUCAUGUCACCCACUCGCUGCCUGUGCGCAAUAUAGCCGCACUCGCAAGACCCAUUCAGCCCACAGCCUACCACCAUCAUCACGCCGCAGCCGUGCCGCAGCCGCAGCCGCAACCCCAGCCGCAGCCGCAUACGCCUGUCGUCGGUCGUGUGCUCGCCAGUCCAAGAAAGGACUCCAAUCAUGAUGAUGAUGAUCUUCUCGAAGGAGUGGUUGAAAAGAGACCCAAGUACCACAAACAUCUCCCACUUAAUUACCAGUACGUGUUACAAGAUCACAACUAUGGAGCGCCUCCCCCUCCCACGCCGCCUCCACAGUCCGCCAUGAACGGACUGCCUCCGCAACAACAGCAACAACACCACCAACAGACACAACAACAGCAGCAGCAGUCGAGCAACAACGGAUUCACUUUCGCCAGCAGUGGUGUUGCUGGUGGUGUCAUGGGUGGCCACCAGGUGGCCAGGCCAGCGGCCACCGCGCAUGCGCAUGGUCACUCGCACCAGAUGCACCACCAAGCGUCCUCCAACAGUUUCACCACCAACUUAUACAAUCAUAAUAGGACAACACCGCCAGCGAGCUCGCACUCGCAGAACAGUAUGACGCUGGCACUGACGUCGGCCGCAGCUGCGGCGGCGGCUGCGGUGAGCAAAGCUGCUCUGAGCAAGGCUGCGGCGAGUGCGGCUGCGGCAGAUGAGUCUGACGUGAGCAGUGACGGCGAGAGAGAGGUGGAGCCCGAGGGAGAGGAGACGGAGACUGCGCCCGAGGGAGAGGGUGACGGCGAGGAUGAGGAUAGCGUCACUCGGUGUAUAUGCACAAUGUGUGUGCGGAAACGUGCGGUAGCGGCAAGACGCCGCAGCGAGCCUGCGGCACGCCGCAACUUGGCUGGCGGCAAACAGCGACGCGAAUCGGCCAAGGAGACACGUGACCACAAACACACCAACCGGCAGACCGCAGCCGCAGCCGCAGCCCAAUAUGGACGCAAGAAGACCGUCGAGAAGAAAGUGCCCGCCAGGCGGAAGAAUUCGACACUGAACCAAUCACGUGACGUGGACAAGACGCCGAAAUCGUCGCUGGCUUUGAUGGCCCAGGCGGCCGCCGUGCAGUGCGAGAAGGACAGACAACAGGCCAGGGAGAGAGAGCGAGAGAGAGAACGGGAGAGAGAGCGUGAGAGAGAGGAGCAGCGUCAACUGAACACCUCUACUAGUAGUCUGUCCAGUCUCAACAGUCCCACAGGUCACAGUCCCGGCCACAGUAAUACCUUGAUCAGUCCAGGUGGCGGAGACAGUGUUCAACAACUGCGCCAAUGGAUCGACAGCUACGAGGAGGCGGUGACCAACCACUACUCGCCCGAACUAAGGGCACGCAUCCUCAGCAUCAAGGUGAACGGAGUGCACAGUGACCUCAAGCUGCCCUCCCAUCUACUAGCCACGCCCAAGUGUCGCAUAUCGCUGCUCCCGUCCGGAAUCAAGAUUCUGAUGACGUGUGCGAGCGUGGCAGCGAACACUCCGCUGAUCGAGCUGCGCGGCAAGUACAUGCUGUCGGGUGGCGCACGGGGAGGCACGCCGCUGCAGUGUGCGCCGCACAUAUUCCACUACCAGCUGCCGCGCGACAACACCGACGUCUGUGUCGACUGUCGUACCUAUGGCAACGAUGCGCGAUUCGUGCGCCGCUCCUGCAAACCCAAUGCUGAGAUUCGUCACUGCAUAGAAAAAGGCACACUGCACCUCUACCUGGUGACAACUCAGGCCCUAGACAAGAACAGCGAAGUGACUCUGGCCCAAUCAGCGACGGGACCCGCCAUCUUGCCUUGUGCCUGCGGCGACCCAACCUGUCGACCUGUCCCUCCUCUUGCCCCUCCUCCUCACUACCACCAUCAUCACCACUCCUCCUCCAAACACCAUCACUCCUCCUCCUCCUCAUCCUCCUCCGAACACCACGACAAGAAGAACGGCGCAUUUGCCGCCAACCGAACGCCAUCCACUAAUAACCAUUCGGCCAUCGACAAAAGGCGGCGAGGAAGGCGACGAGCCGUGUCGGAGAAUGAGAGAGAGAGACCGCAAGAGAAGAGAGAGACCCCACAGCCAGAGAGAGAACAAAGAGAGAGAGCGCCGCCGGUCAAAGAGAGGAGAGAGCAGUCGAACAAGCAGGCGAGCGGUGACGUCAUACCGGAAGUGAAACGAGCCAAAUCAGCUGAUUUUGAGGCGGACAAUGAUAGCGGUGUAGUGGUGAAGCCGACCGUUGAGACCGGGUCAUUGACCUCCGAUGCUUUGCCGUCUCCUCCCCCUCCUCCUGCUCCUCCCAGUACCGGAGUUACUACUCGUGCCGAGAAGAAGGAGAAGAAUGAGGUGGUCAAGGAAGCAGAGAAGGAGACAGAGAAAGUGGUUGAGAAGAAGACGGAGAAGGCUGCUGAGAAGGUUGAUGUACAGAAAGAGAAGGAGAAGCCGAAAGAGAAGGACAAGGAGAAGGUGAAAGAGAAGAAGGAGGUGAAGUCGCCGUCGAGCUCGCCGCCUCACGUGCCGACGACUCGCUCCUCGCGGCAGUGGGCCAUCCGGCGGGAGGCCGCCUCCUCGGUGAAGCCUCAGUCGAAGCGCAGAGAGACCAGAGCGUCAUCCCCGCCCCAUCCGCCCACGCCGCAGAGGGAGUCACGACGCAGCACCGCCGACCGGGAGGAUGAGGACGAUGAUGAGGAGGAGACAGCCAUGAGCAAGAACGAUGAGAAACGCAAUAAAUUGACGCGUGAAGAGCGUAAAAUGGAGGCGAUCAUGAAGGCGUUUGAACGCAUGGAGAAAGAUCAGGCGCGUAGACAGGAAAACCAGGCGCGUCAGGCGCAAAGGAAGGACUCGACAGACACCGACCGCGAGAAAGAGAAGCCCGAGAAGGAAAAGGAGCGGUCGAGGGAGAGGGAGAGUGCACCCUCGUCAGCUGUGCAGACGCGCAAGGAGCGCGAACAGGCUGUCAAGCGGAGAAGGUCAGUCAGACGAAAAGGACGCGGCAAAUCGCAGGGCAUGCCGCAAGUACGACUCUCCAGUUCGCGUUUGCGGGCGCGGCGAGCCGCCAGUGGCUCCUCGUCCGCCGCGUCAACGCCGCGACCGCAGAAACGCGCCGUCGCCAAGAGUCGCGCGACACCUGUCGCCGCUAGGAGCGGUCGCGGAGCGGCACCAGCCGACUACUCAGACACUGAGGAUGGUGAGGAGGAGGAAGAGGAGGAUGAGGAGCAGGAAGAGGGAGAAGAGGAGACCAGUGAGGAGGAAGAGGAGAGCCAGAGCUCGGCUGCCGCCACUCCGGCUGUGAGUCAGGCGGCCGGUCUACUUAUGGCACUUUCCACGCCCAAUAAUUUCGCUGAUAAGGAUAGUUCAAAUGCGGGCGACCACUUGCACCGAACACCGGAGAAGAAGCCAAGAGGAGGAGGAGAGGAGGGAGAUGAGGAGAGCCCACAUGGCAUGAACACGAGCACUAGCAGCAGUGAUGGCACCCCCUCCACCCCCGUCUCAAACACCUGUCUCCUUGUGGCAGCCGCUGUGGGGCCCCUCGCCCCCGGGUUCAAGUUUCCCAAGACCAAAAAGAAUCUAUUGAACACGUGGUUCAAAGCGCCCGACCCCAGCCCUAGCCCCGGGUCUCCGCCUUUGCCUGCCGGGGCUGCAGCCGACGACUCUCCGACCCGGCCGGGACCCGGCAAGAAGCGCUGGCUCCGUCAGGCCAUCAGUGAGGAGUGUGAAUCGCCCAACUCACGACAAGAAAUGGCAGUAUCGCCCACAGAGCAUGUAGCGCCAUUGAAAAAGCGACGAAUGGCUCGUGAGUCUAUGUCUUCGGAGCAAUCGUACACACCUCCAACCACGCCUGUCGGCACAAAUCAGUUGAAUUUUGAUGAAGAUGAGGGCGUCCCACGCUCGCCUCCUAGAAUGAAAAACUCUGAUAUGGAUGAAAAUGAUGGAGUGAGUGAUUACGAGGAAACCGGGGAAUCUCCGGUGAUGAGUCAUCCUCGGACACCCGAGGAUCGUCCUGCUGAGGAUCCCAGGAUCAGGAGCAAGGAGUUUGGUGAAGGAGAGGAAGAGGAGGAAGACGAGAGGAAGGUGACGAAUGUCGGCCAGGAGGGAGAAGGAGGGAAGCUGACCAAAGAGGAGAAGAAGAUAACACCGGCCGCCCGCAAGAAAGUGCUGUCGAUCUCUGAAUACCGACAACGCAAGGGCGGCCAGAGCAGGGACAGUCGAGGCGAGGGUGAGGGUGAGGGAGAGGGAGAGGAGACUCGGACGAGUGACUCGAAGUCGCAGAGUCGACGCCAGGAGGACGAGGAGUCCUCCUCGUCAAUGUCGUCGAGUGAGGACGAGGCAGGGCCAGCCACCCAGGCUGCCUCCACUAACCCCUCCGACAUCAUUGCCAAAGCAAUAAUGCUCGAAACAGCUGCUGCUAAUGUUAAGGCUGCCACAGGCGGUGGUACAGGCACAUCUAGGUUCAACAGUGCUCCUACACUGGUGGAGAGGCAGAGAGAGAAUCUGACAGAGAGGUUGCGACGCGAGUUUGGACUGUUUGUCGAUGAUGAGGAGAAAGCUGCUAUUAAUUCAAGACAAGCCGCUGGAAUGCCGCCCCUCCAGUCGGUGCUCGGAGGCAGCACUCCAACCCUGGCUGAACGGAAAGAAAUGCCUCCGCUGCCACCUCCGCCGCCUCCUCCUCCGCCUCCGCCUCACAACGAGAAGAAGUCCAAGAAGGGAGCCGCCCCUCCGCCACCACCACCUCCGCCGCCUCCACCACCCCCACAACAGCAGCCUCUACCGCUGCCUCCGCCUCCCGGCUAUCAUCCUGUGUACUAUGCUCCGCCGCCCCCAGGAGUGGCACCGCCUCCAGCAGGCACCUAUCCUCCCCCUGGCGGCGCCCCCAUCCCGGGCCCCCUGGCUGGGCCGCCCCCCCUGCUGCGGCCCCCCGCACUGGAGCCUGUCAAUGUGAGCAGCACUCCCUUCUAUGCACCGCAACACACCAACUUCUAUCGUCACUUGCCUCGCUAAGGAAGAAAACGUGUGGGAUUAGAGUGUCUCUAUAACCUGAAGAAAGGACAAAAUAGGAGAUCGCCAUUUUCAACUAGUUCUAAAAGCUCUAAACAAUAGUGAACUAUUAACUAUAGUGCUAUUAACAAAUAGCACUAUUAACUAGAAGUGAACAGAUUUAGUGAAAAAUCAGUGUUCGUGUGUGUGUAAAUAGUUGAAGAAAUAUAUAUUUAUUAUUUUUCACUUGAUGCAUUGAACCAGAGUGCGAUUGUAUUUUAUGAUAGAAAGUAAAUACUGUAAGUACUGUAUUUAUAAGUAUAUAAAUUGAUGUAGAUAUAUAAAUAUAAUUGUAUGUGAUAGUGUUGAAGUGCUGGAAGGAAUAAGGUUUUCUGCACACGAUAAUAUUGCGUCACUUGUUACUUGGGACAACUUGAAAUUUUUGUGGAUAUGUUUGAAAAAACGUGAAACGUGCUGUAUUAGAGGCUAACUCUAUAUCCUAAAUUCAAAUUUGAAAGCCUUUUUUUUAUUUUUGCAACGAUGUUGUAUAAUUGAAGGAAAUACGUUUUUGGUUUGUACUUCUACAUACAGUAACUGUGUUGGAUUUACUAUUUGCAAAAUCGUAAUAAAUGUCUUAUCUUGAAUCAUUGUCUUCAAGAGUGGAGAAUCUUGUUUAUUUUUUCAGUUGUUACUGAUAAUGAGACCAGUGAUUAGUCUUCUGAAUUAAUAACUGACAAUUAUAUGACGGUUUUACUGUUUGAUAUUGUAUAGUGUGUUUUAUUAUUGAAGUUUUAUAAUUUUCAAUUGUUUUAUUCAAUUUGAGGAUACUUUUCAUUUUAUUCUGUGUUUGUUAUGUGUUUUGAAAAUUUUUAAGCAUUGAGCAUAUUUGUUCGACAUAUUGGAGCAGUUGAGUCUUUUUCAAAAGAAUUGAAAUACUUUAGAACCCAAUAAAAUAAAAUUGCUGAGAAUUAAAUAAUAUCUUUAGUUACUCAAGAGCAACAAUUAAUAAUAAUAAUAAUAACUCUUAAUUGCUAAAACAAUGCAUAAAAAAUAAUGAAUGAUAUCUAAAUGUAGAUCAAUUUUAAUAUAACAUGAAUAAUUUAUAUCACCUUUAUUUGAUCGGCAAUAAGUACUCUCAUGCAAAUCUCAUGCAUGGAGGAGUAGUUGCAGAUUAGAGAAACCAACUCUGUUGCAAUAAUAAUUUAGUUACCUAAUUUCUGUUACAGUAGUCUUUAAACUAUUAGAUAAAAUACAAUUCCAAAAGGAAUUAUAAAAAUUUAAAAUGUAAAAAUAUGAGUUAUUAUUGUAACUGUAAAUAUUAUUACAUUGUGGAAAAUAUAUUGGAAGCUCUUAAUUUCAAAAUAAUUUAUAAAAAUAUAUUCUUCUAUUUAAAAAAGUAGCAUUUGAUACUGUAUUGCACAUUUUUCCUAAGGUCUCCAUUUCUUUAACUCCAAUCAGUAUUUGGAAUUCCAUAACUGAGCUCUAUUCGUUCAAAAAAGUUCUCCACUAUUAGAGUGUUAUUAGUUUUCAGAAUCCAUAGAAAAAGAUAAAAGCAAGUUUACUACGAGAUAUAAAGAUUAUAGUCCUGUAAAUAAUUUAUUUAUAUGUUCCUUGAUAAAUCCAGUCUACUUUGAAGCAAUGUGGGAGAAGUCAUGAAAAGAAUUUUACAAUAAAUUAUCUCGUUACGAAAAAUGUGCUCAAUGAUUUUUUGUUUGUUUAUGAUGAUUAACCAUGGUUGAGUAAGUGAUCUUACAUUGAACAUUAUCAUACUAAAUUUCGAGUUUCCCGUGGAUGUGACGAACAAAAACUUUCAUAGACAAGGAGAUAAGAACGCUGAAAACGAAAGUACAAAAUGUAUAUUUACAAUUCUAUUUUGUAUUAUAUUGUAAAUGCUAAUUAUAUGUUGUUGAUAGUAAGUGAGAGGGAGAGCUUAGAAAAUUAGCCUUCCAUAAUCUUUCAGAACUUUAAUUGGAAAUGAUUUCAAGGAAAAUUAGUAGGUAGUGAAAGCUAUUUCCUUGUUGGUUUAUUGAAGUUUGACAUUAGAUGAUAAUUAGAUAUUUGAAAUAAUAAUUAUUAGUAGAUGAUCUAGUUAUUAAUUUCCUCAUUAAUACCUUUUUGCGUAGCUUUUUUGCUUACAUUAUUUUAAUUUCAAUGCUGCUUUAAUUAAUAUAAGUUAGAAGUAUUUAUAAGAUUCUUUCCUAUUUUAUUUUUAACGAUUUCUCCAAUCUAUCAUGAUUCUCUAGCAAUUUUUGCUUGUAGUACAUCUAAUGUUCCAUCAUUUGAUAUUUUGCAUUCGACUUCUGAAAAUUAAAUACUCAGCUCUUACAGUCUUUCACAGCAAGUAGUGUAAUAGAUGAUAAAUAUUAUUCAAAUAAUCCGUGGUUUACCUUGAUCCUUGGUUAUGAAAUCAUCAAAUAUAUUUAAUCAAACAACAAUCCACAAAAAAUAUAUUGAAUCCUUUAAUUUGGGUAAAGUUCAUGAUUGGAUUAGACUUAUCCAAACCAACACCCAAAUUUAUUUCGAAUAACAGGGCUUUUAUUUAUUCUGUUCGAUGCUGGAAUAAUCCAUGAUACGUUUUGUUUUGUAUACCGUACUAUUAUAAUUAAUAAGGAUAUUAACUAUGCUGUUCAAUACUUGAAUAUAUCGUAAUAAGCUUUGUUUUGUAUACUGUACUAUUAUCAUUUCUUGAUCUCAUUUUUCAAAAGUAAUUGAAGAUAAAUUAUUAUUUUUUAUGAAUUUAUACUUAAUAAAUAAUACGUAUGUUUUACUUCGGACAUAAAUAAAUGAAGAAAAUGCUUAAUCUGUAAUGAGAUAAAGUGAAUUUACAAAAAAAUUAACUCACAUCAAUUAAAAAAUACUCAAUCAAGAAUAUUAUAAUACAGUUGUUUAUUAAUUUCUACUGAGCUGAAUUUCAUUGUUCAGGUUGAGUGAUAUUUAUAUAGUUGUACAAUUUUUAUAGUUGUAGACUUCAUAUUUUUCUAUUGCAGUAUUGAAUUCAUUUCGUUAUAAAAUUAUGUUACCAGUCAUCUCAAAUGAAUGCACCAAUUUAAGAAGAACACCCACAAUUUGUAGAUAUGAUCACUAACUGGAUUUUCAUUUUGAAAAUAAUCUUUUUUCCUGCAAUUUUUAUAGAAAUGAGCUUGAAACAUUCGUCAACUAAUAACCUAUUUAUAUUAGUAGUUAUUAAUGCAAUAAAUAUUUUUCAACAUUCUACAUUUUAGCAUCUUCUCAUAGCGAUAUAAUGUAGAUAUUAUAAAACCGGUUCAUUUUUCCACUUAAUUGUAUUAUACGGUUUGUGAUGUUUAAACAUUAAAUAACUCAUCUAGAAAAUGUAAAUCCCGUUGAUACAAUAUUUAACAAUAAUAUAAUUUUACAUGUGCUUGAGAGUUUACAAAUAUUAGACGAUGGAACAAUUUUAUAAGAAAACUCAAAUUUGUAAAUACUCAUCAGGUUUGUAGGUAUAUGAAGUGAAAAAAUAUUUAUUUGUACACUUAUAGAGAAAAGUGCAAACUUGUUGACAAAUUGAUCGAUAUUUUAUAUAUUUUUGUUAAUUAAAAAAAUGAUGAAAAAUGUAUAAACUAUGCAGAUUUUGGAUAAGUUAUGAAGAAAUAAAUAAUUAAAUUCUUAAGAGGUAAUUGUACAAAACAUGAAUAGUUGUGCCACUUGAAGAGGAGAACCUAUUAAUCUCCUCUAUAGAUUUCAAAUUGUGGUAGUUUUUAAAAUGAAUUCAUAUUGGAUAUUACUUCUAGAUUUAGCAUUUUUUCUUAUUAUGUAGAGUAAUAUAUUUGGAAACAAGCUGGAGGAAAUAAACAUUGAAAUAUUUUUUGUACAUGAAUAGAGGAAAGUUUUUUUUUUUUAAUUACGUGUUUGUGUAAGUGUUUAGAGAGCUCAGGAUGUUGGCUAAUCAUUCAUGAACCUGUAAUAAUAUUUUUUUGAAACACUGUUCGUAAUAUUAUUUAUUUAUAAAAUAAUCUUAUAACAAAGCGAGUUCUGUUUGCAAUUAGUUUGAUGCUAACCAUUUUCGAAUAAUUGUUUUUCACAACAAUUCAAAUCUGAUCAAUUUUAUUUGAUUCAGAACCUAAUCAAAUUUAAAAAUUCAUCAAGAUUCAACUUUUGACUGUUCUGAUUAACAUUUUUUAUAUCUUUGCAGAACAUGAAUAAAUAAUGUUCAGAGGACAAGUCAAUAAUAACUAUCAUUUUCGAUUGUAAAACUCAAUAUAUCUUUCAAUUAUUGAUUUUAAAUAGUUAUUUGUGCAACUAGUGCGCUGACAGUUUGCUGCACUGAAAGAAACGUUUACGCCCGAGCCGUAGGCCAGGGCGGAAUGGUUUCUUGAGUGCAGCAGAGGAACUUUGCGCACGUAUUUCACAUUAAAUUUUCCCUACAGUUACCAUUGAAUAUGAAAAGUUAGUAAUUAUGGGUAAAAUUCCCUAAAAUCCAUCAAAUGUUUUUCUGUGUAAUUUUAUUAUUAAUAAAAACCUUAAUUUAUUUAAAAUUGAAUAAUGUAUUAGUAAAUGAAUGAAGGCGGCUGUCACUCAUGUGGUGGCUGUCGCUGUCAUCCACUGUUGUCCACUGCCUUCAUAUUAUUAUAACGUGCACCACAGUCACUGUUACCAACUUAAUUUUGAUUUUCCUGCACUGGUGCUCCAUAUAACCUACUAUUUUGCGUUGCCAUGUUGCAAAUAUGGAGUGCAGAAAAAAAUUUCCCGCACUAGAGCGGAAAAGUGAAUCUUUGGGUAUUGUGAUCAGUACAGGAACAGAAACUUUCCGAGGUAGCUGUAGGAAAAAGUAAUUUUUGUUAUUCAGAUGAUCAGAAGAAUUGACACCAUGUUUUCAAAUCCCAACUUUAAUUUGGAAUUUGACAACAUACUGUUCCAAUUCAUAAUUAUUCUUUACCAAUUUAAUGUGGCAAUAAUCAUUAUUCUGCAUACUAAUUAUGCAUAAUAAUGAUUAUUUCGACUAUAAUUUGAAUUUUCCCCUUUUAAAUUGUUCUUCACUUUUCAAUAGUUUAUCAUUCCAAUAAUAAUUUAAUGGGACGACUUCUUGCUUGAACUUGCUGAUGAAAUAGAGAAUUAGUAUUUUUUAAAAUAAAUUUUGAAUUAAAAUAUGUGUGCAAUGAAGUAGUUUUUUGAAAUUUAUAAGCAAAUUUGUCGCUUAAUAUAAUAUUAUCUCUCAGAUA